ACCAAGGUUCGCGCGCUUUAAAGAGAAGUGGAGGAAACGUGAGAGAGCAUCGGGUGAUUCGAUUAAUCUUUUUUCAAACAGUCUCAAAAUUGACGGGAUAUCGUUCGUUUGGAUUUGUCGCACUUAAUUAUUCUAAAAUAAUAACAAUAAUAAUAAUAAUAAUAAUAAUAAUAAUAAUAAUAAUAAUAAUAAUAAUAAUAAUAAUAAAAUAAUUUUAAAAUAAUAAUUUUAUUGUAGUAACAUGCAGAAUUCAAAUUAUUGGAAAUCCCUCUCGAUUUUGAUAGUGUUUAUAUUUUUAAUAUGUGCUGAUAGAGAAGUGAUUUGUAGGCCCCCUAGGGGUCCAAUUGAGGAAGCAAUUCAAAGUGGCGCCGCGGCCAAUUACAGUGAGGAUAAAUGCACCUGGAGAAGGGGUAAUGAUAAGGAUUCAUGUCCUGAUCCUGAUGUGCAUUUGUAUCUUUAUUCGAAACUUGGCAAACCUAAGGAGAAAUUACAGGAAAUCAGAAAAUCUGAUUGGCUUCGUGGGGGUUACGAUGCGGCUAAGGAAAAUAUUAUUUUAAUCCACGGUUAUGCUGGAACCGAGGAAUCGGUACCAAUGAUGAUUCUCAGGGACGCUUAUUUACGAAAUGGAAGUUACAAUGUCUUUAUGAUUGAUUGGGGAGCACUUUGUGCGCCACCUUGUUACCCGGCGGCAGUCGCAAAUCUUCGACCUGUCGCACGAUGUCUUGCCGGAAGUCUCACAACCUUGAGAAAUCUUGGUUUACCAAUAUCAAGAACAACGUGCGUUGGUCAUUCAUUGGGCGCUCAUCUUUGUGGAAUUAUGGCCAAUUUUUUACUAUUCCGUAUGCAUCGAAUUAUUGGUCUUGAUCCUGCUCGUCCCUUAAUUCGUUCGAGUCUCACCAAUCGUCUCGACAGUGGAGAUGCCGAUUUUGUUCAGGUCAUUCACACCAAUGCUGGAUAUUACGGCGACAAAGGAAGAAUGGGCCACGUGGAUUUUUGUGUCAACGGAGGCAAAAUACAGCCAUUUUGUCAAAAUCAAACAAAUUUUCAAUUGUGCAGUCACGUAUGGGUCGUUUGUUUUAUGGCACAAAGUGUCGAUGACGGCGGAAGAAAAAUGAUAGCCGAGCCUUGCUCGCGAAGAUGUCCCUCGGGGCCAAGGAUUAGCCAAAGAGCUGGCGAAUAUUUAAUCAUGGGUCAACACACGCCCACUGGGUCCAAGGGCUCAUUCUGCCUAACCAGUAACAAUCCUCCCUAUUGUCCAAAAUACUCCAAUGAUCAUGGUGACCAAAACUGUUGCGUCUAGAAUAUGAGUAUUUUUCUUUUUUCUUUUUUUUUUUUUUUUUAUUGCAUCCAAUUGCAUAAAUACUGUCCUUCCGGUUUGACGACAUUUUGGAAAGUCGUGUGUCACUUCUAUAAUAAUUUUAUUAGUCCGUGGUGUAGUACAAAACCAUACGCUAUGAACUAAUAAAAUUAUUAUAGAAGUGACACACUACUUUCCAAAAUGUCGUCAAACCGGAAGGACAGUAUUUAUGCAAUAGGGUGUGUAUUUAUACGAAAAACAAAAUGUAGUUUCCAAUUGCAGAUUUUUCUUUGUUUUUAAGAAAAAUGAAAAAAAUUGCAAAAUCUCCGACGAAACUGACUUAAAAGUUCAUUUUUUGUUUUUAUGCGCGCAAUAAAUUUUUUUUUUUUGUUUUGAUGUACACCAAAUUGCUGUCCUUCCGGUUUGAUGCGACAUUUUGAAAAAUUGUGUGACACUUCUAUAAUCAUUUUAUUAGUUCAUGGCGUAUGGUUUAUAUUACACGCCACGAACUAAUAAAAUUAUUAUAGAAAUGUUACGAUUUUUCAAAAUAGCGUCAAACCUUAAAGGCGCUUGUACACCUCCUCCGUUUCUGAGUAUUUCAGAGUUUUGUCCAAUUUUGAUUGGCUCUCUUGGAAAUUUUCCAUUACAAAGCCAAUCAAAAUUGGUCAAAACUCAGACAUACUCAGAAACGAAGGAGGUGUACAAGCGCCUUAAGGACAGCAUUUAUUUUCUGCUUACGUUUACGAGUUUAGUCUAUAGAAACUUUUUACAUUUAUGCGAUUCCGAGAGUUUUGCUGUCCAAAAAGUAUAAAAACCUAGUAAGUCGCUUUUCCAUAAAGGUUGAAAAUCAUUUUGUCUAUCGACUUUCAAACUUAACGAAACGCAUAUGACUUACUAGGUUUUUAACUUUGGAUAGCAGAUUUAAAAUUGGCUUCGCUACACGGUAAAUUUUGUUGUGUGUGGCUCGAUCCCAAUAAUAACAAUAAUAUUUGUUAUUGGCAAGGUCGAUCUCUCGACAGUAAUUAAAUUAAAAUUCGAACCGCAUCUCAAGAAAAAAAUCUUGUUUGGGGAAUAAACAGUAACUAAUAACGGUUUGAUACCGUUACAUGUUCCGGAAUUUUAAGUCAGCGGAUAACACGUACUAAAACUGAACGAGUGGGAGAGAGAGUGAGAGAGAAUAAUUUUGAAUUACAUUAAAUAAUUGGUAUAUAUAUAUAUAUUGAAUGCUAAUGAUGAAUGUGUUUAUGAAUGAUGUAAUUUAUAAAUUAUCCAGGUAAUUCUUCUUUACUUUUUAAUUCUAUAGACUAUUUCAAUUUGCGACGUCUUCUUCUCUCUAGAUAAUAAUUUUGCGCAGAUAUUUAUUUUAUCGACACAUAUGUGACGCUCCGCGAUAUAAAGUAUCUGUUCACAGAAUUUUUAAGGUCAUAUUUUUGAUUUUUGAAGUGAAAAUAUACUAAAAGACUUAAACAUCAAUAGUUUGUAUAAAGAAUUGAUCCUCUUUAUGUAUUUUUACUUCAAAAAUCAAAACUAUAACCUAAAAAAUUUAUGGCGUUGGCCACACCCACUUGCAAAAAUUUUGUUCUUUCGGUUUAAGGUCUCUGUCACAUGGAGCAGAUUAGAUUUUAUCCAAUCAAAAUCUAAUCUGUUUUAUGUGACAAAACCCUAACGUUAUUUUGAAAAGUCGUGACACUUCUAUAAUAAAUUUAUUAGUUUAUGGUGUAACGGCGUAUACCACGAACAAAUAAAAUUAUAAUAGAAGUGUUACGACUUUUCAAAAUUACGUUAAAUCAGAAGAGUAGAAUUUAUGUAAUUGUUGUGUAAAAAAAUAUGAAAUGUAUUAUUUUUAAAAAAAAAUUUUUAAUGUUUACAUAUUGAUUCGACAGAUGACUCUCCAUCACUCUUCUUUUCCAUCUCCGCCAUAAACAAAAUUAGUAUUACUUUUGCCAAAUAAAUAUUAAAAAUUCUUUCUUUGCAUGAAAUUGUAGCUUAGGAUGUGUAGUUUCAUUUUCCGUCUGGUGAUUUGUGCUUGGCACUAUAUAAAAUCCUAUAUGGCGUUAUAAAUAAACAAAAACACCAAAGAAAAAUCUAGUAAUUACUGUUGUAAAUUCAAAAAAAAGUUAAAACAUUUAAAUGAUCCAUAUUCCUAGCUUCUGGGGGUCGCUGAUUACGAAUCCAAAGUCUAAUUUCAAAAAUUCAAAAUGGCGGAUACAAUACGGCGGACGAAAAAAUUUAUUUCAUCAGAUUUGUCUAAAUCUUUUUACUCGGGGGUUUUCGGGGUCGCUGAUUGCGAAUCUAAACUCAGAUUUCAAAAAUUCAAAAUGGUGGAUCCAAUAUGGCGGACAAAAAUUGAAAAAUCGUUUAGAUUCGAUUGAAACUUGUUAAUCGGGGGUUUUUGGGGUCGCUGAUUACGAAUCUGACAUCAGUUUCUCAAAAUUCAAAAUGGCGGAUCCAAGAUGGCGGACAACUAUGUUAAAAUCGCUUGGAUGCGCUUGAAACUUGUUACUCGGGGGGUAGCCGAAAAAUGUGACGAAAAAGAAGUGAUGAAAAAUUUAAUUAAUAUAUUAUAUGUAAUAUAUUUAAAAAAAAAUAAAUAUUGAAAUUUAUAAAAUAAACUAUAUAGUAUUUGGCCAAUAAAGAUACUUUUUAAAUAACACUGUAUAAAAAAUGCAAUUAAGAUUUUUAUUAAAUUUUUCCCAAGUGGAAUUAUUUUGUUACAAAUAUAACGAAACUUUUAAUCCAAUCACGUUUACAAAAGAAUUUCUUAUUUGUUAAAAAAAUUAUUAAAAAACAAAUAACAAAAGGACAGUCAGGCACCUGAAGAGACAAUAUUCUGCCACCAUUCAAAAACCAUUAAAUUUUUUUUUACUUUCAAAAGUUUAAAUGUUUGUUUAUGAUGAUACUACGAAUGUUUAGUUACAAAGAAAUUGUUUUUGAAUGAACUAGUAGAAUUAAAUAUUAUCUAAAUCCUAAUAUUAAUAUUUUUCUUCAUUUAAUUACUCUUAUUUUUCAGUUUCUCGUGUAAAAAUCAUAAUUCAUUUUUAAAAACUCGCGCGUUUUUCAUUCACUUCACUUUAGUUCACUUAACGUCCGCUGGGUGUCGAAGCUUUGCUUUCAAUCAAUUCUUGCACUAUUGAUUAGGCCUACUGUUGAAUGUUUUUAAAACGAUCUUCGCAUUUUAAAACCAGAUUCUUAUUUUAUAAGAACAAAGUUUCAAGCAAAGUUUGAUCAAAUUUUGUAAACUCGUCUAGGUCUGUAUAUAAAUUACCUAUAUUGUAUACUAAAAGUGAGAGAGGGGAGGUCAAAUAUCGUAGAAAAUAGUGUAAUGUAAUUUAAGUGACCAAUCAUUAAAAAUUUUUUAAAACUAACAUCGUAUUCGCAAUCAACGACCCCAAAAACCCCCGAGUAACAAGUUUCAAGCGAAUCCAAGCGAUUUUAACAUAGUUGUCCGCCAUCUUGGAUCCGCCAUUUUGAAUUUUGAAAAACUGAUGUCACAUUCGUAAUCAGCAACCCCAAAAACCCCCGAUUAACAAGUUUCAAUCGAAUCUAAACGAUUUUUCAAUUUUUAUCCGCCAUAUUGGAUCCGCCAUUUUGAAUUUUUGAAAUUUGACUUUGGAUUCGUAAUCAGCGACCCCUAGAAGCUAGGAAUAUGGAUCAUUCAAAUGUUUUAACUCUUUUUUGAAUUUACAACAGUAAUUACUAGAUUUUUCUUUGGUGUUUUCACCUCUUAGGCAGGAGGACGUCACAUAUUAAAAUUGUACUCUAAAUUCUCUAAAUAAGUAUAUUUUGUUCUUAUUUUAGAAAUAAAAAUAAAUUUAAUUUUUAAUAACAUUUGUGACGCGCUCUAAAGAAAGGCGGACCUUAUAGAAGCCAAAACAAAUUAUAGGUUAUGUAUGUAUUUUCAAAUUUAAAAUUUCGAAACACAAACUAUUUUGUUUUUCUUUCUAAGGUCCCUUUUUUUAGAGAGCGUCGUUUUAAAGAAAUAAAAUUGCAGAAUUAUACAAAUACUUUUUUAUUUUAAAUAACUGAAUUCGUAAUAAUAUUUUUUUAGAUUUAGGGACAAAAAGGCCGAGU
Molecule: messenger RNA, 5368 nt
Organism: Leptopilina boulardi
Lineage: Eukaryota; Metazoa; Arthropoda; Insecta; Hymenoptera; Figitidae
Product: phospholipase A1 VesT1.02
Exons: 3
Coding region: 242-1300 (352 amino acids)
Biological process (GO): lipid metabolic process
Molecular function (GO): lipase activity
Source: RefSeq, a predicted model, not a curated record